UUCUCUGCCAUAAAAGGCUACUGUACAUAGACUCCACUGUUCGGUGAAGUAUAGGCCAUGCGGCCAUAAACUCUGUCUGUACUUUUAAGUGGAUGAUUGCAACCGCACAAUACACACAGCUCUCUGCCUAAUCUUUUUCAUGAAAGUGUUGUUGUGGUCUACAAUUAUUUUCACGCGACUUGCUGUAGCAGGAGCUAAAGUGAUCUGUACAUUGAAAGGCCUUCAGUAAUGGCAUACUUGGAGUUGGAAGGUUCAUUUGGGGAACUUUCUCGGAUCUGUGAAGGGGAACUUGAUUUGGGGUCUCCGUGCAUCCAAAGAACUAUAAUAGAUGUCAUAAAUUUGGUAUUCCUUGGGGUCUUCUAUCUAAUUUUGUUGCUGGGUUCUAUCAGAAAACAUCAAUUCAGCGGUAGCAGGAGAAGGGACUGGAUAUUUGUCGUGGUUUCCGUAUGUUGUGCUCCAAUUAGCACUACCUAUUUUGGUGUUGCAUUAUGGAAUCUAAUAGCUGAAAGCAAGAGGCUUAAUCAUUUAAGAUGUUUGGUUUACAUUGUUAGAGGAGUAGUUUGGGCGUCAAUUGCAAUUUCCUUGCUUGUUAAAAAAACCAAAUGGGUUAGAAUCUUUGUCACUGUUUGGUGGGUGUCGUUUUCUUUAUUGGAAUCAGUUGUAAAUGUAGAAGUUCUAGCAAAAUCACAUGGCAUCCUAGUUCUUGACAUGCUACCAUGGCCUGUCAACUUUGUGCUUCUAUUUUGUGCUUUUAGAAAUUUCAGUCAUUUUUCUUCUCAACAAGAAUCCCAAAAGAGCCUAUCUGAACCUCUAUUAGCUGAAAAGGAGGUAAAGAAUCGAUCAAAACUAGCUCAGGCAAGUUUUUUUAGCAAAUUGACAUUUUCUUGGAUUAAUCCUUUGCUUAAGUUAGGCAACUCAAAACCAUUAGAUCUUGAAGAUAUUCCUUCUCUAAUUGCUGAAGAUGAAGCUGGUAUAGCCUACCAAAAAUUUUCAAAUGCAUGGGAUUCAUUCGUAAGAGAAAAGAAUCCAAACAGUACCAGAAACUUGGUGCUUGAGACCGUGACAAAAGUACAUUUCAAAGAAAAUAUACUCCUAGGUGUAUAUGUUUUGCUUAGAACAGUUGCAGUAACAGUUCCUCCUCUAUUGUUGUAUGCUUUUGUAAAUUACUCCAAUCUUGAUCAGCAGAAUCUUUAUCAAGGCCUUUCUAUAGUAGGGUGUCUAAUUCUUGUAAAGUUAGUUGAGUCCUUAUCUCAAAGGCAUUGCUUUUUCCUUUCAAGACAAUCAGGAUUGAGAAUGAGAUCAGCUUUAAUGGUGGCAAUCUACCGAAAGCAGCUCAAACUUUCAAGUUUGGGAAGAAGAAGACACUCAACUGGUGAGAUUGUGAAUUACAUUGCAGUGGAUGCUUACAGAAUGGGUGAAAUGCCUUGGUGGUUUCAUUCAACAUGGGGUCUUGUGGUGCAACUUUUUUUAUCCAUUGCGAUCCUUUUUGGUGUUGUUGGUCUUGGAGCUCUUGCCGGACUAGUCCCUCUCCUAAUAUGUGGACUUCUCAAUGUUCCAUUUGCAAGAUUUCUGCAGAAAUGUCAAUUUGAAUUUAUGAUUGCUCAAGAUGAACGUCUCAGAGCUACUUCUGAGAUCCUGAACAGCAUGAAAGUCAUCAAGUUGCAAUCAUGGGAAGAGAAGUUUAAGAGUUUGAUUGAAUCUCGCCGAGAAAAAGAAUUCAAAUGGUUGGCUGAGGCGCAGUUUAAGAAGCCAUAUGGUACUCUCUUAUAUUGGUUAUCUCCAACAAUAAUUUCUUCAGUUAUCUUCUUUGGAUGUGCACUUUUCAGGAGUGCCCCAUUGGACGCUAGCACAAUCUUCACGGUUCUUGCGACAUUGAGGUGCAUGUCGGAGCCCGUAAGAAUGAUACCUGAGGCUCUAUCUGUGAUGAUCCAAGUCAAGGUUUCUUUUGAUAGAAUCAAUAAAUUUCUGCUUGAUGAUGAACUCAGGAAUGAAAGUUUAAGAACAAUUCCAUCUCAUAACUCAGUCGAAAGUGUUACAAUUCGAGGAGGUAAAUUCAGUUGGGAUCCUGAGCUAAUAAAGCCAACUUUGCGAGAAGUAAACUUGAAUAUCAAAUGGGGGCAAAAAUUUGCUAUUUGCGGCCCAAUUGGUGCUGGAAAAUCAUCACUCUUAUCUGCUAUACUUGGGGAGAUACCUAAAAUCUCAGGAAAUGUAAAUGUAUUUGGAUCCACUGCCUAUGUUUCUCAAACUUCAUGGAUUCAAAGUGGAACUAUUCGUGAUAACGUACUUUAUGGAAAGCCAAUGGAUCAGGCCAAAUAUGAGAAGGCCAUAAGAGCAUGUGCUUUAGACAAGGACAUUAAUAGUUUGAAUCAUGGAGAUCUCACAGAAAUAGGCCAGAGAGGACUUAAUAUGAGUGGUGGACAGAAGCAAAGGAUUCAACUUGCUCGCGCUGUCUAUAAUGAUGCUGAUAUCUACCUUCUUGAUGAUCCUUUCAGUGCAGUAGAUGCACAUACUGCUGCAACUCUAUUCAAUGACUGUGUCAUGACUGCUCUAGAGAACAAAACUGUCGUACUAGUUACUCACCAAGUUGAGUUCCUCUCAUCUGUCGAUAGAAUUCUGGUUAUGGAGGCUGGGCAAAUUACUCAAUCAGGAAGCUAUGAAGAACUAUUGAUAUCUGGGACAGCAUUUGAACAACUAGUGAAUGCUCAUAAAGAUUCAAUAACAGCAUUAGGACAAUCAAAUGAUCAAUGUCAAGGAGAUUCUCUGAAGGUAAAUACAGUUAGUCCAGAGGCAGAAAAGCCUGCUAAAGGAAACAGUGAAGGUGAGAUUUCUAUGAAGGGUGUUCCAGGAGUGCAGCUAACAGAAGAAGAAGAGAAAGAGACUGGUGAUUUAGGAUUGAAGCCAUUCCUUGAUUAUAUUCUUGUCUCAAAGGGAGUGUUUCUUGUAUGCCUAUGUAUAUUAUCUUCAACUGGUUUUGUUGUUCUUCAGGCUGCAGCAACUUAUUGGCUAGCAUAUGCCAUCCAAAUUCCUAAAUUUAGUAGUGGCGUUUUGAUUGGAGUUUACACUCUGAUAUCAACAGUUAGUGCUGUUUUUGUAUAUUUGAGGUCUUUCUUUACAGCCCAUCUUGGAUUAAGAGCUUCUAAAUCCUUCUUCUCUGGCUUCACCAAUUCAAUUUUUAGAGCUCCUAUGCUCUUCUUUGAUUCUACUCCAGUUGGACGGAUUCUGACUCGUGCUUCAUCAGAUUUAAGUGUAUUGGAUUUUGACAUCCCUUUCUCCUUUACUUUUGUGGUGGCUCCUCUUAUAGAGCUUCUAGGAAUUAUUGGAAUUAUGGCAUCAGUCACAUGGCAAGUUCUCAUAGUAGCCAUCAUAGCUAUAGUAGGUUCAAAAUAUGUUCAGGACUAUUAUUUAGCCUCUGCAAGAGAACUGAUAAGGAUCAAUGGUACGACAAAAGCCCCUGUGAUGAAUUAUGCAGCUGAGACAUCACUUGGUGUAGUGACAAUAAGAGCUUUCAAAAUGGUGGAUAGGUUCUUUCAAAACUACAUAAAACUUGUAGACAAUGAUGCUGUACUUUUCUUCCAUUCCAAUGUGGCCUUGGAGUGGCUAAUUUUGAGGAUAGAGGCACUGCAGAAUGUGACCUUAUUUACUGCUGCUCUUCUGCUAGUUCUGCUUCCAAAAGGCAUUGUAGCUCCAGGACUUGUAGGGCUUUCCUUGUCUUAUGCAUUAUCACUUACUGGGACACAAGUUUUCAUGUCUCGUUGGUAUUGCAACUUAUCAAACUACAUGAUAUCCAUAGAACGAAUGAAGCAGUUCAUGCACAUUCCAACAGAACCUCCAGCAAUCGUGGAGGACAAAAGGCCACCACCUUCUUGGCCUUCUAAUGGUAGGAUAGAGCUUCAAGAACUGAAGAUAAGAUACCGUCCAAAUGCUCCACUGGUUCUUAAAGGAAUCAACUGCACAUUCAAGGAAGGGACAAGAGUAGGAGUUGUGGGAAGAACUGGCAGCGGCAAAACCACGUUGAUCAGUGCUUUGUUUCGCUUAGUAGAGCCUGCAGGCGGCCAAAUCCUUAUAGAUGGACUUGACAUAUGCUCCAUUGGUCUUAAAGAUUUGAGGACAAAGCUUAGCAUCAUACCUCAAGAACCAACACUUUUCAGGGGCAGCAUUCGGUCUAACUUGGAUCCUUUAGGCCUGUAUUCUGAUUAUGAAAUAUGGGAGGCUUUAGAGAAGUGCCAGCUUAAGCAGACAAUCAGCAGCCUUCCUAAUCAGCUAGACUCAUCAGUGAGUGAUGAAGGUGAAAAUUGGAGUGCUGGACAACGGCAACUGUUUUGUCUAGGAAGAGUCCUUUUAAGGAGAAACAAAAUUCUAGUACUAGAUGAAGCUACUGCUUCAAUUGACUCUGCUACUGAUGCAAUUUUACAAAGAAUUAUCAGACAAGAAUUCUCAGGAUGUACAGUUAUUACUGUGGCUCAUAGAGUUCCAACUGUUAUAGACAGUGACAUGGUCAUGGUCCUCUCUUAUGGAGAAUUAUUGGAAUAUGAUGAACCUUCAAAGCUGAUGGAGAUUAAUUCUAGCUUCUCUAAGCUUGUAGCAGAAUAUUGGUCAAGUUGCAGAAGAAACUCUAACAAGACCUUUGAUAAUUAUUAAUUAUUAAUUAACAUUUGCAGUAUGGAAUCUCAUAUCUCCAAUGCAAAAUAGGGGAUGUAAAAACCUUAUUUUUGGGAAUAACCUUACGUGAUUUAUAUUAAGGAAUAUGUAAUACCAAAAUCUAAUUUUUAAUAAAUCAGUUUAAGUGUCAUUUUGAAUAUA
Jatropha curcas is the source of this 4800-nucleotide messenger RNA. It is a transcript of the gene ABCC8, whose product is annotated as multidrug resistance-associated protein 6. The record is from RefSeq and is a predicted model, not a curated record. Gene Ontology annotation, molecular function: ATP binding; ATP hydrolysis activity; ABC-type transporter activity. Lineage: Eukaryota; Viridiplantae; Streptophyta; Magnoliopsida; Malpighiales; Euphorbiaceae. Gene Ontology annotation, cellular component: membrane. Gene Ontology annotation, biological process: transmembrane transport.